This is a messenger RNA of Branchiostoma floridae (Florida lancelet), 2992 nucleotides long. Its product is annotated as FAST kinase domain-containing protein 3, mitochondrial-like. Gene Ontology annotation, molecular function: RNA binding. Bases 247 to 2208 code for a protein of 653 amino acids. Lineage: Eukaryota; Metazoa; Chordata; Leptocardii; Amphioxiformes; Branchiostomatidae. The transcript has 7 exons. Gene Ontology annotation, cellular component: ribonucleoprotein granule; mitochondrial matrix. The record is from RefSeq and is a predicted model, not a curated record. Gene Ontology annotation, biological process: mitochondrial RNA processing; regulation of mitochondrial mRNA stability.
AAAAUAUUGUCAUGUAUGACGAAUUGAGCUAAAAGAAACAAAGCGUAUGUCCCAAAAAUAUGUGAAGAAAUUUUGAGUUGAAGGGUCAAAGGUCUCCGGGUCAACUCCCACCAUGUUAUGAAAAAAGUUACGAAACGAUAAUUUUGUGACGCCACAAAUUCAGAACCCGGCUGAGUAUCAAAGAGGGGAAAUCAUCAGAUCUUCUAGAGACUUUCCAAGUUUGCCAAACACACAAAACAUACAACUAUGGCAUCCAGGCUGCUCACUUGUGUAACUUGUGGCACCAGACUUUCACGCAACUCUUCCAAAACAUUACAACACCUUUGCCAGGCCUCUGGUGCGGUCACAAAGAAUUGUGCAAAGUUUACAAGAGAUGCCACUGUCCUGGACGCCACAACAAUGCGAUUACCGUCGGCUGCUUUAAGCACGGGAGGCAAAAAAUCAAGCAAAAUCAUCGUCGUCCUACUACCAGACAAAAGAGUCACAGAAGAAAAAGUUGCCAAACUCGAGGGAGACAGACUGUACUUAAGGCACAAGUUUGAAAGCUGUAUUACUACCAAACAAGUUCAAAAACUGCUACAGAAUGCAGACUUAAAAAAUGGUCUGUCGCUAGAGGCUACAGUCAUUGCGCUGUACACGGUCGCUAAGCUUGAGACGCAAAAGAGUUCCGAAGAUAGGACUUCGCUCAGCGAAGACUUUUUCAAAGGUCUCUGUAGGAAGAUAGUCAACAAUACAGGACACUUGUCUACACCUUCUCUUAUACUUUCACUAGAAAGUGCCAACAUGUUUGGUAUGGCUUCAACAGACUAUCUACAGAGUGCACUCAUAUCAGAGUGUGCUUUGAGAGUUACGAGAGGAGAGUUUGAUAUUUCAGAACUUUUCGAGGUAGGCAAGUUCCUUGGACGCAUUCAACAAGACCAUCCUAUUCUUGCAGAAAUUGCUGAAGACAUAACAGAGAAGUGGGAAGAAGUGGACGAAAGAAACCUUGCAGGAUUGUACGGCUUUCUCGAAGCCUUACCACGCAUGCCAAACACUUUGAGAAGUAAGGUACUACAAAAGACAAUGUCUGUGACACCUCGGUUAUCACCCCACGACUUAAGCACAGUUGCUAGGUCUCUUACACAACUCCAGGGAAACACAAACUCUCUCUCUAUCUUCCUCCGCCUUGCAAGAUUCGCGUACAAGUACGUGCCACGAUACACAGACGAGGAACUCUGCGACGUUCUUCACGCGUACAUCCAUUUCGGUCACCACGACUGGUCUCUAACGAAGGCGUUUGAACAGUUUGUUCCAAACAGAGUAUUUACCAUGAACCCUUCGGCAGUCACCAAAGUUAUGGAAUAUCUCUCCGCCAAACGAGUUCUCUCCAAGCCGAUCUUUGAUGCCGUCGCUGAAAGCUUCGUCUACAACGCAGAGGGAUUCUCGCCAGAGCAAAUCGCCAGCCAGAUCGUACCGUACGGACAGUUGAACUAUCUCCCGCCAAACGCCUACAGGUUUUUGGAGAAAGUUGAGCAGUUGUUGAUGGCACGUUAUCACCUGUUUCCCCUAGAGAUGAUGGUGAACAUGCUGUUCUCAUUUGCCUGUGUGGGGAGGAUCCCGUUGAACUUUGUGAACAGGGUAUGCAGUCCUUAUGCUGAGUUGCAGCUAGAAGGAGAUUCUGGGAGGAUAGACAAGGAGAUCCACAAGAAGUUAACACAACUCAUGCUGGCAGUGGAGUUAGAAUGUCCACAGUUUAAGCCACAGAAACUCAUGAAAAAGUUUAACCAGCCUUUGGACCCCCAGCUGCCAGCCCCCAGGUUCUUUGACCACCCCACCAUGUACAUACUACAGCAGUCACUCAGUAAUGUGCUGGGAGGAAGGCAGUAUCUGGUGCACAACGUGAUGCUACCUUCUGGCUACAUUGCUGAUUUUGAAGUGAAGCUAGACAAGGAGGGGCAUGUUCUGCCAUACAGCAAUGGAUAUGUGAAGGAGAAUGACGAAUCUGUUGAAAGAAGAAUUGUGAUAUGUGCCCUUUUCCCUCACAACUACUGUACGGACACCCAGCACCUGCUGGGCAGACAGGUGAUGAAGAUGCGGCACCUGAAGCUGCUGGGUUAUCAGGUGGUACAGGUGCCGUACUUCGAGUUUGGUGCCUUGAAAACUGACCAGGCCAGAGCAAAGUACAUUCACCAGAAACUCUUCCCAACAACCUACAAAUUCAGCUGGUAGUGGCCUGCAGUUUGGCAAUGAAAUGAUAGGGGGCAUAAGUGUACUGUGUGCACUGGAGUUUCCAUCCAUCCCUGAGUGUGACUCAAAACAAGAUCCUACAAGGUUUGAAAGAUAUAUCCAAUACAGAUCGCUUUCCUAUAUCACUAGCAAUAUUUUUGCUGGCAGUAGCUUUUUAUAUCCAUCCUAUAAACAAAACCCAUACAUAGAUUGAAAUGAAUAAUUUUCAACAAAUGUGUAUAAAGAAUUGAUAGGGUUUCACCAAAAUGGUUGCAGUUAUUUGAUCACAUGCUAGAUGACAUUAUGUAAGAAGAAAAUGCAAGAUGGUGUUGUGCAAGAGGAAAAAUGCUAGACAGUGUUGUGUAACAAUAGGUAAGAAGAAAAGUGCAGAGGCAAGUUAUUAAAAUCACAAAGGUAAUGUUGGAAUUGGACAUGGAUUAAAAGCGAAUGUGACUUAAGUCUAGAGCAAGAGCAGAAAGGACUGAAUACUUAACCUUAUUCAUAUUUUGUCAUUCAAAAUAUUUAUUUCAACCAAGCUAUUGGCCAGUUAUACAUCAUGUUAAAUAUUUCAGGAGAGUUAACAAGCAUUCCCUAAUAUAUGGUGCAAUAUAAUAUGGACUAGUCACAUUAAGUUGCAAAACAGUUCAAAGCUGCCUUGUGUUCAUAGAUCAAAUGUGCCUAAUUUUGAUAUAUUGCGCAGAAAAAUUGAUUUCUUGAAUGUGUGUACUACAUUUUGUAGUAUAUGAAAAAUGAAAUGAAUAAAAGGAUUCAAAGAUUGUCAGCAAAA